Nothoprocta perdicaria is the source of this 2021-nucleotide messenger RNA. RefSeq names its product zinc finger DHHC-type containing 13 (gene ZDHHC13). Gene Ontology annotation, biological process: protein palmitoylation. The transcript has 16 exons. Lineage: Eukaryota; Metazoa; Chordata; Aves; Tinamiformes; Tinamidae. Gene Ontology annotation, molecular function: palmitoyltransferase activity; protein binding. The coding region runs from base 274 to 1749 and encodes 491 amino acids. Gene Ontology annotation, cellular component: Golgi membrane. The record is from RefSeq and is a predicted model, not a curated record.
CGGCCCGGCCCGUUCGCGGCGGACGCCGGCGCCUGGGACGUUGUCAAGGCCACGCAGUAUGGAUUACUAGAGCGAUGCAAGGAGCUGGUAGAAGCGGGAUACGAUGUGCGGCAACCGGACAAGGAAAACGUGACUCUGCUUCACUGGGCAGCAAUAAACAACAGGCAGGAGCUGGCCAGGUUUUAUAUUUCCAAAGGUGCGGUAGUGGAUCAGCUCGGUGGAGAUCUCAAUUCGACUCCCCUUCACUGGGCCGUUAGGCAAGGACACCUGCCUAUGGUCGUUUUGCUGUUGAAGAGUGGAGCAGAUGCCAGCCUCAUUGACGGGGAAGGAUUCAGUGGCAUUCAUUUGGCAGUGCUGUUUCAACACAUUCCUGUUAUAGCUUACCUCAUAUCUAAAGGCCAGAGUGUAGACACAACAGACUUCAAUGGACAAACACCUCUAAUGAUAUCGGCACAGAAAGCAAUUGGGCCAGAGCCUACAAGGUUCCUCUUGAAGUUUAAUCCUUCUCUCAAUGCUGUAGACAACGUUCGAAAGAACACGGCAUUGCACUGGGCAGUAACAUCUGGGAAUAUUAGUGCUGUGGAUCUGUUGCUGGAAGCUGGUGCUAGCAUGGACAUAAGAAACGGCAAGGGGGAGACGCCGCUUGACCUUGCUCGUGAAGCUCAAAAUCACUUCAUUGUUUACAUGCUGACUGAGGAAGAAAGAACAAGAAGCAGAAAAAACAGCAGGUUACUGAGAAUAAUAGAGAAAUAUGAGAUUCUCCUGCUGUUGGCAUCUUCCUUGACGUUGAUGUGGGUCAUAGGAUAUGUAAUGGACUUAAGUUCUGAUUCGUGGCUUUUGAAAGGGAGUCUGCUUUUCUUGAUACUCUUUGGAAUGACUCUGUUUGUGAGGCGAUUUGUGGGGCUCAGGAAUCUAAGAUAUCUUCCUACAGCUUUUUUGCUAAGUUCAGUGUUUUGGAUGUGUGUGACCUGGUUUGUCUGGUUCCUGCCUGUGAAUGUAGCUGACACAGUUCUCCAAGUUACUGUUAUGUUCAGCAUAGGGGGUCUACUUUAUUAUUUCUAUAAAACCUGGAGAACUGAUCCUGGAUACAUUAAGAUUUCAGAGGAAGAUAAAAAAGAGAACAUYGUCGCUCUCGCGGAGGCAGGUUGCUUGGACUCCAGGACAUUUUGCACCUCCUGUCUUGUUAAGAAGCCCUUGAGAUCUAUACAUUGCCUUGCCUGUGAUGCCUGCAUUGCCAGAUACGAUCAGCAUUCUCUAUGGUUUGGCCAGUGCAUAGGCGUUGGCAACCAUCGUUAUUACGUAUCGUUCCUGUUUUUCCUAUCUUUGACUGGUGUCUGGCUGCUUUAUGGAACUCUUCUGUACUGGUCAAACCACUGCGCAGCAAGUUAUCGUGAAGAUGGGGCCUGGACUUACUUCACCCAGCUCGUGUAUUGCUCCCCGUGGGUUUUCUACAUCUUCACACUAGCCUGUUUCCAUACCAUGUGGGCUUCACGGCUGCUCAUUACUCAGCUUUACCAGAUUGCGUUUCUGGGAUUGACCUCCUAUGAAAGAAUGAACCUCCUGAUGCAGAGCAAGUCCUCUAAGCAGCCCAUUUCACUCAGGAGAACUCCAUACAACCUUGGAUGCUUCCAGAAUCUUGCAGACUUUUUUCAGUGCAGAUGCCUUGGUAUGUUCAAACCCAAUCUAAUUGAUUGGACCAAACAGUACAAUCUUCAUCUGGCAAAGGAGAGGAAUCUUCAUUCUGUGUGAUGGAAAAUAUUGCUGAAUUUCUAAAACAUCAGAGCUGAAYGCUAAAUAAAACAGGAUAUUCUUGAAAUCUUUACAAAUUCUUCUCCAAGUGGCUUGUUUUAAUUAUUAUUGUUGUUUUAAAUAGUAAACUACAUUGCAUAAGAUGCAGUAGGUUUGAAUAUGAAACAAUCAUUGUGUGUCUCCAAAUUUUAUGUGAUUGAAAUGACACUAAGAAUGUAUUUUUUAUUUGUUUUGCUCUAAGGCAGAGUUUCCAAAYCUUAUUGACAUCUUUU